AUGCUAAACUGGCGCUGUGUUCAGCACAGGGACGCGGAGCUGGUAACGGAGCUGGUAACGGAGCUGGUAACGGAGCUGGUAACGGAGCUGGUAACGGAGCUGGUAACGGAGCUGGUAACGGAGCUGGUAACGGAGCUGGUAACGGAGCUGGUAACGGAGCUGGUAACGGAGCUGGUAACGGAGCUGGUAACGGAGCUGGUAACGGAGCUGGUAACGGAGCUGGUAACGGAGCUGGUAACGGAGCUGGGAACGGAGCUGGGAACGGAGCUGGGAACGGAGCUGGGAACGGAGCUGGGAACGGAGCUGGGAACGGAGCUGGGAACGGAGCUGGGAACGGAGCUGGGAACGGAGCUGGGAACGGAGCUGGGAACGGAGCUGGGAACGGAGCUGGGAACGGAGCUGGGAACGGAGCUGGGAACGGAGCUGGGAACGGAGCUGGGAACGGAGCUGGGAACGGAGCUGGGAACGGAGCUGGGAACGGAGCUGGGAACGGAGCUGGGAACGGAGCUGGGAACGGAGCUGGGAACGGAGCUGGGAACGGAGCUGGGAACGGAGCUGGGAACGGAGCUGGGAACGGAGCUGGGAACGGAGCUGGGAACGGAGCUGGGAACGGAGCUGGGAACGGAGCUGGGAACGGAGCUGGGAACGGAGCCUCUGGCCCAUGAACCGAAACACGUCAGCAGCGGCCUGUUCCGGGUCGUGGCGAGGGAUCAGCAGCGAUGA
This is a messenger RNA of Volvox carteri f. nagariensis, 723 nucleotides long. RefSeq lists its product as uncharacterized. NCBI's taxonomy places the organism in Eukaryota, Viridiplantae, Chlorophyta, Chlorophyceae, Chlamydomonadales, Volvocaceae. The transcript is spliced from 2 exons. The record is from RefSeq and is a predicted model, not a curated record. The coding region runs from base 1 to 723 and encodes 240 amino acids.